AUUCAGCAGCUGCAACACCGCCUGGACAAGAGCAGUCCCGGAGCGAGCCCCAUCUCCCUGGCCCUAGCACCGCCUCCCACCUGCACCACACUAGGGACUGUGACCUUGAGCUGAGCAGCGGCUCCAUUCGCAUUUCUGCUUUUACUGGAGGAGGGGGGAGAAAAAAACGGAAAACAAAAACAUUUCUCUCUCUGUUUACACUUCAUGGGGAUGUGUUCAAGGCAGGAGAGGAUACAGACAGACAUAGACAGCGUACUCCAGAGGUGCAAGGCGGACAAGGACUGCCUGUUUUCCGAUUUCAGAUAUUCCGAUUCCACCUUCACCUACACAUAUACAAGAGGCGCGAAGAGGGUGUCCUAUUCAGUUCACGUCUCUGAGGAUUAUCCAGACAAUACGUAUGUGUCAAAUUCAGAGAAUGAUGAUGAUGUGCUAGUCACGAGAGACCCCAUUCCAGUAAUUUUCCAAAGAAUAGCAACAGAAUUAAGGAUCAAUAAUGAUGCCACGAGUUGCCUGUCAGUCAGAACAAAGCUGCACAAUGAGAGGUGCCAGGAUUCCAGACACAACUGCACAAUAGAUGAGGAUUCAGAAGGAGACAAUGAUUCGGAAGAAUUUUAUUACGUGGGUCAGGGUAACUAUGAUGGUGAACUUCAUAAGCACCCGCAGCUUGAAGCUGACCUGGCAGCUGUGAGAGAGAUCUAUGGGCCCGGCGCAGUAUCCCUCAGGGAGUAUGGAGCAAUUGAUGAUGUGGAUAUCGACUUGCACAUUGACGUCAGCUUCCUCGAUGAGGAGAUUGCUAUUGCUUGGGACGUAAUUCGUACAGAACCUGUGAUAGUGCGGCUGCAUUGCUCUCUCACACAAUAUUUGAAUGGCCCAGUUCCAACAGUUGAUGUUUUCCAGACAUCAACAAAGGAUCGAUUUGGACUGGGACAUCAAUUGAAAAAAAUUAUGCAGACUUUUGUUACGCAGCAGUGGAAGCAGAACAGCAAAGAGAAGCUCAAUUGUCCCCAUGGCAAAAAGAUUAGUGAGAAGAAGGUGAAAUCUCCUCUGCACAUUUUUUCAUCGUUGCGCAGGUCGCCAAGUUAUCCUCCGCCUGGAUGUGGCAAAAGCAAAUCAAAGUUGAAACCAGAACAAGAUGGGAUUGCCAAAUCGCAGAAACUGUUAAAGAGAAACUGUUCCAAUACUAUCAAGGUGGAAGAUGGUUGUGACUCCAAACCUCACAAACCUCUUGGCCGUUCUUUCUCCAGUGACCCCAGAGCUGAACAGGCUAAUUCUGCAAAGCCACAUAAACUUUUAAGUCGGUCAUGUUCUGCUACCAUGAGGUUAGAUGAAAAUCUUCCUUUGAAGCCCCAUAAGUUACUGAGCAGGACAUGUUCUGGCGACCCCAGAUGUGAGCACAACAGUGUCCCGAAGCCACAUAAGCUGCUGAGCAAAUCCUGUUCCAGCACUCUGAAGACAGAGGACUCAGAUGGACUGAAACAUCACAAACUGCUGAGCAGGUCCUACUCUAGCAAUGCCAAAGUGGGUAAAACAGAUCUGUGCAAAGAGCCCACUUCUGAGGGUAGAAGACUCUCACUUACCUCAGGUCUCAUUGGCAUAUUAGCGCCUUCCUCUUCAUCACAGCCUACGUCUGGCUAUAAUGCGAGAACACUAGCGUCAAGGGAGCAUGGGUUUCUCGUACAGACAAUUGAGUAUGCAGAGCAGAGGAUACCAAUCCUUAAUGAGUACUGCGUGGUGUGUGAUGAGCCCCAUGUCUUUCAGAAUGGGCCAAUGCUCCGGCCCACAGUAUGUGAGCGGGAGCUGUGUGUAUUUGCUUUCCAGACUUUGGGAGUAAUGAAUGAAGCUGCGGACGAAAUUGCAACAGGGGCCCAGGUGGUGGAUUUGUUAGUGUCUAUGUGCCGAUCUGCUCUGGAAUCUCCCAGAAAAGUGGUCAUUUUUGAGCCAUAUCCAUCUGUGGUGGAUCCCCUUGAUCAUCGGAGCCUGGCAUUUAACCCAAGGAAAAAAGACUAUGAACGAUUAGUUAAAGCACUGGACAGCAUCACAUCCAUCAGGGAAAUGACCCAGGCACCAUACUUGGAAAUCAAGAAACAAAUGGACAAGCAGGAUCCUCUGGCACAUCCUCUGUUACAAUGGAUUAUUUCCAGUAACAGAUCCCAUAUUGUAAAAUUACCUGCAAACAGGCAAUUAAAGUUCAUGCACACUCCACACCAGUUCCUGCUCCUCAGCAGCCCACCGGCCAAAGAAUCCAACUUCAGGGCAGCAAAGAAACUUUAUGGGAGCACUUUUGCUUUUCAUGGCUCACAUAUAGAGAACUGGCACUCCAUUUUGAGGAAUGGUUUAAUUGUCGCAUCAAAUACACGAUUACAGCUUCAUGGUGCAGUGUACGGGAAUGGCAUCUAUCUUAGCCCAUUGUCAAGUAUUUCUUUUGGUUACUCAGGGAUGAAUAAAAAGCAGCAGAAGGUGGCAGCCAAGGAUGAACAGCCUUCAAACAAUAAAGCAGCCACUUUACAGUCACAGAAAAAAGGACAGCAGCCCCAGUUUUUGCAGAGUCGUAACCUGAAGUGUAUAGCCUUAUGUGAAGUGAUUACUUCACCAGAUUUGCACAAACAUGGAGAAAUUUGGGUAGUUCCACAAACAGAUCAUGUCUGCACAAGAUUCUUCUUUGUUUAUGAAGAUGGCCAAGUGGGUGAUAUAAGUACGAACACACAAGAACCCAGCAUUCAUAAAGAAAUCCUUCGGGUCAUUGGAAACCAGACAGCAACAGGUUAAAAGAUUCACACAUCGUCACUGACUGGAUCAGAAUACCUUUUCUGGCUUUUAAGCUGCAGUGCAGUUUUGAACUAAAAUAUUAACAAUCUAAUUUCAAAUGCACAAACAUAAGAUUUUGAAUAACGCACUUUAAUUUCCAGAUUUCUUACCUGAACCUAACAACAUUUUAGUAUUGCCAAGUCUGGAGUGUAGGUGUUGUCGAAUGUUGACCUUGUUAUAAUAGGUUUUCCUGGAAAAGAUGCAUUGGCCCCAAUUUUAUUCAGCUUUGGCACUGGUAGAGCAUUGAGUGUGAGAUUGAGUGCAGUUGUGACCAGGUUGUACUCCUGUGCUGAUUCAUGAAAUUUUGGGUCUUGACAAGGUGUAGACCUGUGUAGAAUCUGCACUGAGUGAUAUACAUGGGGCCUUUGCCCCUCUGGCAUGUAGGAAUACUGGGAUGGAAAGGCUUGCCUCAGUCAUCAGCUGAUUCAAGGAGCCAUUUUCCUUCCACAUUUAUCAAGUGUUUUUCUUUAUUCAUAAAUAUCUCUAAGUUUUAGGAACACUGAUAUAACCCUGUCCCGUCAGGAACAGGAGUCUGUUUUUUAAAAAGUCAGUGUGUGUUAUAACACCCUGGCUGUGCCAGCCAAACCAUGAUUUUAUUUAUGUUUUGAAAAAGAUAAUAAUUACAGCGGCAAAAAGAAAUAAUAAUAAAAAAAACUGCCUGGGGUGCUUUGAUUGCAGGCCUAAGUGGAGCCAACCCCUUUCUAAUGUGCCAUAGUGAUGCCACCUUUUAUAUGAAAAAGACCCUUUUUUAACUCUUGGUGGCGAUGAGCGUUGGUGCUGGCUGCCUCUACAAAUUCCUUUUACACCUGAGUAAAAGUAAUAAGAUGUCAACGCAUUGAGAAAUGGUCUGCCAAAAUGUACAUUUUUUAACUAGAGGUAUAGUGCAAGACUUUAGACUAUUGAGACAAUAAAAGAUACUCAUUUUGAUAUCCUGACUAGUCCAAAAAUACACUGUUCUUUUCCAUAAAAGUGGCACAGUUAUGUUGAAAAUAAGGAGCGGUCUUCAACCCUAUCUACAAGAAGAAACUUACUGUACUGCUGAACUGUUUUAUCAUUGGCUCUUGCUGAAAAGGACUUCUUUACAGACAGUACACUCUCGCUUCUAGUUCCCUGAUGGAAUUAGUGCAUUUGAUCUUAAACCUUUUAAUUCUGUCGGUGUUGAAUUCCCUACUGAUAAAAUUUCUACAUGAACGUUUGCUGGGUUUUGGUGGGUAUUAUUUUCAAAAAAGGAGAAAAAAAAGCAAGAAUUUUUGUAACUAUUUUGAUCCAGUAUUAUGAUCUUUAAGUAAAGCAUGUGGAUGUGACCACAUGGCACCAAAUUGGUGGUGCCAUCAUCACAUGACAGGAUAAUUGGCUUCUGUUUUGAAAAGUUUAAUUUUGCAAGUAAAGUCUGUGGUAAUGUUGGGUAUUUUAUUUGCGGCACAAUCCCCUCUCAAUCUAUCAUGUAAGAAAGACAAAAUCAUGUUACUCUUGGCUUUAUUUAAGGCCUAUAAAAACAAAUUAGGUAAUUUUUUUGUUUAUAUGUAUUAAUGUGUGUCACAUGUUGAAUUAUAGAGGAGUUCACGCUGGAGAGAAUUAUGCAGCCCACGUUAUAUGUGUUAUAACCAUGCAGACAGGGAAGUGAUGGCAUGAAGAGAGUAUUGCAAUCUUUAUAUUUUUCAUUAAAGUUGUUCAAAAUUACAGACUUAAUCUAGAUACAAGCACAAAACACUUUACAAUGCUUACUCCACCCUUCUUUAUCAAACACCGUGAAAACCAACAUUUAAUUUGAAACUCUUCAAUUACAAAGAGUUUUAUAAUGAGUACUCUUCAGAAUGCUUUUCCCUGUUUCAUUCCUCUUUGCUGUCUCCCUUCAUAUUGGUGGUACUGACUUCAGCUUAAAACAGUUAAAAAAAAAUUAAAAUAUCAGGUAUGGAAAAAGUUUACAAAUCAAACUUUCUAUGGACUUGAGAUUGUUUAAAAUACAACACUCGCAUCCUUUGAAUACAUCUUACAUUAACAUUGGAUUGUCUUAACAUUUCUGAUGUGUCAUUUUGAAACAGUCAUUCUUGGUAACACUUUUCAAAGUUGGAAGACGCAUAUUACAAACACAUGUAUGUAAUAAGGAAUGUAGGAAUGUACACAUUGUAAACUAAUUCGUCAAAACAGAUUUCAACAAUUUCAGCAUAUAUUGUAUACUUGUAUCAUUUUGUCAAAAUUAGGAAGGUUUGAUGAGAUCUCUAGUCAUUGUCAUUUGAUUUAAAACCACAUCAGAAUUCAUUGUCAUUAUUCAUAGUUUAUACAAUUUUAAAAUUACGUUUUUGUUCUACAUUUUUAACAUAUGUCACUUCUUUCAUCCAAUAAUGGAGUUUGUUCACACUGCCACCCACCUGUUUUUAGUAUAGUAUCAAAUCAUCAUUACAGCACUAUCUGGAUGUCCGCAGUGCAGUUAACAGGCCCUCAGUCAGGAACUGAGGAUAACUAUUCAGGCAAUCGGCAUUGUGUAUUUAAAAUUGCCCUUAUGAAUAAACUGGGGAUGUAUAUGUUUACAUUGAAACUUACUGCAGCUAAUAACUCUUCCACUGAUUUUGUUUUAGAUUAAUUAGGAGUGAAAAUUAACUUCAGUAGGGCCACAAAAUGGGCGGUAACAGAUUAAAAUCAAAGGAAAAGAAAAUCAAAAGGAUGAAUAAUAGACAACCAAUCUGUUAAUGCUCAUUUUAUGCCUCUGCCAAAGAGGAAUUUUACACAGUAAUGUUUUCCUUCUAUGUUAGUCAGCAAGUGGUACUUAUAUUUUUCAUCAAUGUGUGACAGCUUUGGUUUUAGUAAUAGUAGCAUGAGUAGAAUGCCUGUAUGUUCAUUCCAGUUAGUACCAUGAUAAAGUGAACAUUUUCCUUU
This is a messenger RNA of Carcharodon carcharias (great white shark), 5679 nucleotides long. It is a transcript of the gene parp8, whose product is annotated as poly (ADP-ribose) polymerase family, member 8. Lineage: Eukaryota; Metazoa; Chordata; Chondrichthyes; Lamniformes; Lamnidae. Bases 205 to 2766 code for a protein of 853 amino acids. Gene Ontology annotation, cellular component: intracellular anatomical structure; membrane; endoplasmic reticulum tubular network. The transcript is spliced from 26 exons. Gene Ontology annotation, biological process: endoplasmic reticulum unfolded protein response. The record is from RefSeq and is a predicted model, not a curated record. Gene Ontology annotation, molecular function: protein serine/threonine kinase activator activity; kinase binding; NAD+ poly-ADP-ribosyltransferase activity.